UGCCGCCUCCAACUGCCUCUGCCCCGCCGCGGCCGCGUGCUCUUGCAGUUUGACACCUGCCUGGGUCCCAGCAGGUCCCUUGGGAGCCGCUUCAGGAAUGCAGGAUGGCGGGGCGCGGCUGCUCACCUGCCUCCCGCACAGGGCCUGCUCCUCUCCUCCCUGGAGUGGGCGGGAGGGGAGGCUUCGCAAGACAAAAACCAUAUUGAUAUGAAUCCACGUGUUUUCAUAAAAAUUCCCUCUUUGAUGGGAGACGCCUUGCUUUGGGCAUCCCUUUUUCUAUCUUUUCUUUCUUUUUUUUUUUUAAAGAAAUGUUGUUUUAAGUUUCCAAGCGUCUUGGCCAUGUGAACAGCUCGUCCCUGCCUGAGGAGCCGCAGUACCGCCCUCUCCCUCUCCACCCUCCCACCUGGGCCCCCAGAGAGGCAUGACCUUGCUCUUCGUGACCGGCUGUGCCUUCUUCCCCUUGUGCUUUGCGGUCCUGCGCUGGGGCCUGCAGAACCUCACCAGCCUGCAGAUGGAGAGACAAGAGGCUGUGCUGGUGGCAUCCAAGCUGGUGUCCUCUGUCCAGGCCAUCAUGGCCUCCACCGCUGGCUACAUUGUCUCCACCUCCUGCAAGCACAUCAUUGAUGACCAGCAUUGGCUGUCCUCUGCCUACACGCAGUUUGCAGUCCCCUACUUCAUCUACGAUAUCUACGCCAUGUUCCUCUGUCACUGGCACAAGUACCAAGUCAAAGGGCACGGGAGGGAUGACGGGGACGCCCGAGCCCCCGGGAGCACCUGGGCCGUGGUGCGCGGCUACCUGCACAAGGAGUUCCUCAUGGUGCUCCACCACGCUGUCAUGGUGCUUGUGUGCUUCCCGCUGUCAGUGGUGUGGCGACAGGGCAAGGGGGACUUCUUUCUGGGCUGCAUGUUGAUGGCGGAGGUGAGCACCCCCUUCGUCUGCCUUGGCAAGAUCCUCAUCCAGUACAAGCGGCAGCACACGCUGCUACACAAGGUUAACGGAGCCCUGAUGCUGCUCAGCUUCCUGUGCUGCCGGGUGCUGCUGUUCCCCUACCUGUACUGGGCCUACGGGCGCCACGCCGGGCUGCCGCUGCUCGCCGUGCCGCUGGCCAUCCCCGCGCACGUGAACCUGGGCGCCGCGCUGCUGCUGGCCCCCCAGCUGUACUGGUUCUUCCUCAUCUGCCGCGGGGCCUGCCGCCUCUUCCGGCCCCGAGGCUGUCCGCCACCCUCUCCUUGUCAGACCCAGGACUGAGAGCGGGGGUGGGGGGCCCAGGGACCCUCCCCGCCCCGCCCCCGUGGGGACAGAGCUCUGGGGCCGACGGGUGGGGUGGGGGAGGGGCCGGGACGGACAGAUGGACUCGAUAUGGGGAGGGGCCUUCUUCCCUCAGGGUCGCUAAAGGCAGGGACCAGGUGACCAGAAGGCAGAGGCUGAGGGGACCUCUUUCCCACAGUGCGGGCACCCCUUGUGCGGGACAGAGGAGGGGACAGUCUUCCCCCUGCUCGGGCUGGAGGACUCGCAGGGAGAUAGCAAGGACGCAAGGGGACCCUGAGGGAGGCCCCGCCCCCCAGCACACCCCAGCCCCCCAGCUGCAACCCGCUGGGCCGCCCCACCCCGGAAUGGGGAAGAGGACUCCCGCACCCACCCGUGGGCCUCGGGGGGGCGGGGCGGGUUGCCCCGCAUGGCACCUCUCCCGGACUUGGGGGAGACCAGCUUGAGGAAGCGUAUUUAUUUUAUUUAUUCGCCCGAAUUCAAGCUAGUUUGUUGGGUGGGGGGAGUGGAGGCUGCUACCCGCCCUUCCCAGUGCUGAGCAGCCCCGGGGCAGGCGAGGGGCGCCCGGCCCCGCCGCUCGGCCGCGCAUCUUUGCUCUCGGGCCCCGGCACGUCCCUGGUGCUACAGACCUCUCCAGGCGCUCCCCCAGUCUGGGGUCGGGGGACCCUGGGAGGUGCUUUCCAGACCGCUAAUAAAGAUCUCCGAGAACAGCC
This is a messenger RNA of Oryctolagus cuniculus (rabbit), 1980 nucleotides long. Lineage: Eukaryota; Metazoa; Chordata; Mammalia; Lagomorpha; Leporidae. The record is from RefSeq and is a predicted model, not a curated record.